GCGUGAUUGAAGGAGGCAUUUUGAGACUCAGCCUAGCCCAGGCAAGCCACCGGCCCUUGGCUGUGCUUGACAAACCUUGAGACAAUGGUGUUCGCUUUUUGGAAAGUCUUUCUGAUCCUCAGCUGCCUUGCAGGUCAAGUUAGUAUGGUGCAGGUGACCAUCCCAAACAGUGUCGUGAACGUGACUGUUGGAUCUGAUGUCACACUUGUCUGCACCUACACCAGCACUGUGGCCUCCCGGGACAAGCUCUCCAUCCAGUGGUCAUUCUUUCACAAGAAGGACUUACCGCCAGCUUCCAUUUACUAUUCUGAAGGUGGACAAGCUGUAGCCAUCGGGCAAUUUAAAGAUCGAAUUGUAGGGUCCAACGAUCCAGAUAACGCAUCUAUCACCAUUUCGCAUAUGCAACCAGCAGAUAGUGGUGUCUACGUCUGCGAUGUUAACAACCCCCCUGACUUUGUUGGAAAAAAUCAAGGCAUCCUCCAAGUCAAUGUGUUAGUCAAGCCUUCUAAGCCCUUUUGCAGCAUCCAAGGAGUACCAGAGACUGGCCAUCCGAUAUCUCUUUCUUGCCUCUCUGUGCUUGGGACACCUUCCCCUCUGUACUACUGGUAUAAGCUCCAAGGUGGAAACAUCAUCCCAGUGAAGGAAAACUUCAACCCAGCCACUGGGACUUUGGUUAUUGGAAAUCUGACCAGUUUUGAACAAGGUUAUUACCAGUGCACGGCUAGCAACAACCUUGGCAACAGUUCCUGCGAAAUUGAUCUAACUUCUUCCCAUCCGGAAGUUGGCAUCAUCGUUGGGGCGCUGGUGGGUACCCUAGUGGGUGCUGCCAUUAUCAUCUCUGUUGUGUGCUUCGCAAGGAGCAAGGCAAAGGCAAAGGGGAAGGAAAGGAAGAGAAAUUCAAAAACCAGCACAGAACUCGAACCAAUGACAAAGAUAAAGCAAAGCACAGAGCUCGAGGCAAUGCCCGCAGAACACGUUAUCCAACUAGAAGCGACUCUGCCGCCUUCUGGCCAUGAGAAUGACCCCGAGACCCUCCUGGGGCCAGAUCACGAGCCCACCCCUGAGCCUGAGCUUAAGCCUGUCCGGGAGCCUGCCCCACAGCCUGCCCCGGGGCCAGAGGCUGACCCCGUGCCUGAGGUUGAGAUAGAGCUGGAGCCAGAGCCGGAGCCCGAGGCGGAGUCAGAGCCCGAGCCCGGGAUUGUUAUGGAGCCCUUGUGCGACCCGGAAAAGGGAGUGAAAAAGCCAUAGGCUGGUACCCUGAGUGCGGUGUUCAUCAGUGAGGGACCCAUCACUGGCGUUUGGAGUUCAGUUGCCCUAACCAGUCUCCCAGCACGUCCCUGUCUUCUGACCCACCCUCUUCUGACAAGGUGCUCCUACCAUCAGUAUAAAAAUAAACAGGUCAAGAUGAAUGCAUGGGUUCCUGCGUUACUUACACUUUUACUAACAUGUAAGUGUAACUAAUGACAAAGCAAGUGAUUUCUACUUCGGUUGACAGCGUUUUGCAGCAACAUCUACACUGUACUUCGGAAAAUCUUAUUUCUCUAUUUUCAGCUGCUCUGUUACAUUCUGCAUGCACACAUGACAAGGUGGCAUUAAUUGGAUUCAAUAUGAUUCUUAGGAUCAGUUGUCAGGCCUUCCCUAAUUCAUUUUCACAUUGGCCAUGAAGACGAGAAUUGGCCAGCAUUCUCUCAGAGACUGGGGGAAAAUAAAUCCUCAAAAAUUCCAGAGGAGAAUAUGUAAAGGGUACAUAUUAAAACAAGGUCUUAAAAUCAGUGCUUCAUUUAUCAUAUUAGAUUUCCCAAGGAACUGCCCUGCUAUACAAGAUCUUGAGCAUAGCAAAAUUUUUAAAUAAACUAAUUUUUCAAUGCAAGAUAAUGUACACGCAAACAAUUCCAAGUAACAUUUUCCUUCGGUGACUACAACAUGUUGGUAUCAUGUGGGUAAUGUACAAUUUGGCUUUUAAUGAGACAUUAAGUUACCACCACGUCUGAUGCUGUCUACUUUAGAAGGGCCAGAAUAGGAAACUGUUCUAAAUGAACACUUAAGAUCUAUUUUAGAUAAUCUGAACUAAUUAUUUAAUCUGUUUCACUGUUGGGAUAUUCCACAUUAAUAGAUACCAUUCUUGUACAAAUGCUAAAUAUUAACUAACAUGCUAAAAUGUUUCUUCCAUCGAUCAUAUUUUCCCCACAUUCCACCUUGAAGAUUUUUAUAGGUAGACUUUUUCAUUUGUGUAAUCAGAUUUUAAAUCUUAUUUUGAGGCUCAAUAAAUAAUACUCAAUAAAAUCGUA
Ailuropoda melanoleuca (giant panda) is the source of this 2288-nucleotide messenger RNA. RefSeq names its product V-set and immunoglobulin domain containing 1 (gene VSIG1). Gene Ontology annotation, cellular component: basolateral plasma membrane; plasma membrane. NCBI's taxonomy places the organism in Eukaryota, Metazoa, Chordata, Mammalia, Carnivora, Ursidae. Bases 85 to 1248 code for a protein of 387 amino acids. The record is from RefSeq and is a predicted model, not a curated record. The transcript has 7 exons. Gene Ontology annotation, biological process: maintenance of gastrointestinal epithelium; epithelial cell morphogenesis.